This is a messenger RNA of Peronospora farinosa, 861 nucleotides long. The record is from the annotation of a GenBank genome assembly. NCBI's taxonomy places the organism in Eukaryota, Oomycota, Peronosporomycetes, Peronosporales, Peronosporaceae.
AUGCUCGGAGUCAAAGUCGCUGUGCUUGCCGCUGUUUCGUUACUAGCCAUUGCGAAGACGCAUGCCGAGAAUGCCGUCCACCUUCGCGUGCGUGUACACUCCAAGGUCACGUGCCCCAGCGGUCAGGAGAGUAUUGCAGUCGCGGGCUGGUCGGCAGAUGGAUGUGUUGCUUCUGGAAAAGUGUGUGUUGCUAACGUUGACGGCGAAUGUCCUGCCGGUGCCCAUUGCGCGUGGCUUGACACGGGCGUCUUUGGCUGCAAGGACGGCCCUAAAGUGGCGGCUGCUGGCCGGGUUGCUUGUACUGGCAGCGAACAGACCAUUGGUGUUGUGGGCUGGGAUCACGAUGGUUGCAUCUCUUCGACCAACGUUUGCGUUGCCCAGGUGAGCAACGGCGACUGUCCAGCUGGCGCGUACUGCUCGCUGCUUGACACGGGUGUCUACGGCUGCGUCGCUAGCUCCAAGAAGCAUCAUCAUCAGAAGUCAAAUGUAAAGGCAGCUCCAACCUGUCCGGCUGGACAAGAGAGCAUUGCAGUCGCGGGCUGGUCGGCAGAUGGAUGUGUUGCCUCUGGAAAAGUGUGUGUUGCUAACGUUGACGGCGAAUGUCCUGCCGGUGCUCAUUGCGCGUGGCUUGACACGGGCGUCUUUGGCUGCAAGGACGGCCCUAAAGUGGCGGCUGCUGGCCGGGUUGCUUGUACUGGCAGCGAACAGACCAUUGGUGUUGUAGGCUGGGAUCACGAUGGUUGCAUCUCUUCGACCAACGUUUGCGUUGCCCAGGUGAGCAACGGCGACUGUCCAGCUGGCGCGUACUGCUCGCUGCUUGACACGGAUGUCUACGGCUGCGUGGCCAGCUCCAAACACUAA